Molecule: messenger RNA, 3253 nt
Organism: Salarias fasciatus (jewelled blenny)
Lineage: Eukaryota; Metazoa; Chordata; Actinopteri; Blenniiformes; Blenniidae
Gene: ppp1r7
Product: protein phosphatase 1, regulatory (inhibitor) subunit 7
Exons: 10
Coding region: 75-1112 (345 amino acids)
Molecular function (GO): protein binding
Source: RefSeq, a predicted model, not a curated record
CCUGCUGGCCGCUGCCUUCAGCCUGCUCCCCUGCUGAUUGGCUGCGCGGUUGUCAGGAGUGUUUUAAGGAAAACAUGGCUUCUCUGUCUGUUGGAGAGCUUCAGGAAAUGGAAGUGGACCGAAGGGGUGAGUCUGAGGAGUCAGGUGAUGAUGAGACGAGGAGGAAGAGCAUCAACGGGGAUGUGGACCCCAAUCAGCCUACUGCUUCAAGUAAAGAAGAGUCUCCAGUUGACAUGGACACCAUAACCUUGGACCCAGAGGAAGAGGAUGUUGAUCUUGUUCAUUGUCGUAUUGGAAAAAUCGAAGGACUUGAAGUGCUACAGAAGGCUAAAACGCUCUCCUUACGGCAGAACCUCAUCAAGAAAAUAGAAAACCUCGACAGUUUGAGCUCACUGCGAGAACUGGACCUCUAUGACAAUCAGAUCCGGAGACUGGAGAACCUGCACAACCUCACAGAGUUGGAACAGCUCGACGUCUCCUUCAACAUUUUGAGAAAGGUGGAGGGUUUGGAGCAGCUCACUCAGCUCAAGAAACUAUUUCUCCUUCAUAACAAAAUCAGCAACAUUUGCAACCUGGAUCACCUGUCCAUUCUGGAGAUGCUGGAGCUGGGCUCCAAUCGCAUCCGGGUCAUCGAGAACCUCGAUUCGCUCACAUCUUUGCAAAGUUUGUUUCUCGGCACCAAUAAAAUAACAAAGCUUCAGAACUUGGAUGGCUUGCACAACUUGACAGUUUUAAGCAUUCAGAGUAAUCGCAUCACUAAAAUUGACGGGUUACAGAACCUCGUCAACCUGCGAGAGCUCUACCUGAGCCACAACGGCAUUGAAGUCAUCGAGGGCUUGGAAAAUAAUAAAAAACUGACUACCCUGGACAUAGCAGCCAAUCGAAUAAAGAAAAUUGAAAACAUCAGCCAUCUGACAGACCUGGAGGAAUUCUGGAUGAAUGAUAACCAGAUAGAGAACUGGUCAGAUCUGGAUGAGCUGAAGAACGCCAAGUCUCUGGAGACGGUUUACCUGGAGAGAAACCCGCUACAGAAGGAUCCUCAGUACCGGCGGAAGAUCAUGCUGGCGCUGCCCAGCGUUCGCCAGAUCGACGCCACCUUCAUUCGCUUCUAAAGCGGCUGUGUGCGAUUGACCCCUCACCCUCCCUCCCAGCCUGCCUGCCCCGCACACGGCCCCACCGAGUCGCGCAUUUAACACACAUGUACGCGUGUGUGCACUCAUCUGAAGUUUGAUCGAUGCUAUUGUGUGGAUGCUUUUAAUUUAUUAAGGUGGAACUGUGAAAAUGGAAAAAACUGCCCUUCACUCGUCACUAAUUUCCUCAUUUAUCCUCUGCUCUUUUCCUUUUUUUUUUUUUUUUUGGGUGGUUAUUUUGCAUGUGGGACACAAGUGUGCAGGUGUGAUUGACCAUGCAGUGCACAUCAGGAAAAUAACAGCUCAUGUCUUAUUUAUCACGUUGUUGAAGUUGGACUGUAUUUCUAGUGGAAAGGGUGAGUUUACUGCUAUACAGCAGUAUGAUGCUGUCCUCAAAUGUUACUCAAGAGGCAAAAGAGCAAUGAAGGGAAAAUCCAGGCAAUUAACUAUUUCACUUUCCAGAAUGGUACUUAAGUUUUUACUUGCCUUUAGCAGUAUUAAACGUGAAAUGUGGCCUAUUUCGGCAGCAAUUAAUUGAAAAAAAAUAUACUGUCUUUUUAGAGAAAACAUAUCUUUCACAACUUAAUGGACACAUUGAAAACUGGUAUCCUGACAAAUUAUAUCAAGGUUUGAUUCUAGGAGCCUUGUUUAGUCUUCAUCUCAACUUUUUAUUUGAGCUCAGAAAUCCAUUUGCUGGUUUAACAAGUCUGACCUCUGCAAGUGAAACACAACUUCUGAGAAUGUAAAAUCAUAUAGAGUUCAUGAAGAUUGUUUAGUAUGGCGGGGUAUUAGGGCUACCUUUGGAAAGGGUACUGCUGUUUUUGUUGAGAUUAGAUAUCAAACGAGAUAAAAAAUAAACUUUAGUGGUCAAGAAUAAUGUUAGCUUUUUUUAAUAUGUGGUAAUAAAAAAAUAAACAAUCUGACCUCAAUAAAUGUAGCCCUAAUGCUCUGUUAUAUCUGUACAUAUGUAAUCAAUGAUACUGCUGUUUUAAACCUUUGCUCCAGUUCUGAAUACGGCCUUCCUCUUAACUUUUCAACACUGAUGAUCUUAUUCUUAAGGUUUAUUAAGCUCAUGACAUUUAAAUGUUUUUCAAUUAAAUUUGCUUUGUAUUGCCCGGAAUGAUGUCCUCAAAGUGUUAAAAGAGAUCAUAUAAACUGCUCCGGACGGCAGUUCUUGGCCAUGAGAUGAGUCUAGAGCAGGGAUCUCUGCUCCUGGAGAGCCUCUCAUUGCUGGACUCUGUUUGGUGGUGCAAAUCAGAUGUGUUGAAGCAGAGAGAGAGGUAAAAUAUGUGGAAUUAGGGCUUCCCAGGUCCAGGAUUUGGGGACCAUUUGCUUGGAAAAGAACUUGUGUGUAAUUAUCAUUCCUCCCGAACAGGUUCAAUUCAAACUAACACGUCUCUCUCAAAUCAAACAGUGACUUAUUUUUGCAUAUUUCUCCACAAUUGAUUUGCUCCUUUUCACAAUAGGAAAGCGGUUGAUCUUUUCUGACCAAAUAAAAAGCCAACGUGAAUACAGUAUAUAAGCCUCACAUUAAUGCGUUUUAGCUGGAUUGGAUGAAUAGUAUUGAACGAAGUCCUCUCUGUGUAAAUACAGGAUGCAGAUCAGUCUUGUCCGACUGUUUGGAUUUCAAGAACACUACGAAUGCUGGUUUCAUUAGAGUUUUCUUUUUCAAACGUUUAAGAAGAAACAUCACAUCCCCUACACUUCAGCCAUGACCAACACAUUUAUGAUCCCAUAUCAGACUAUCAAACGACAUUUUGCUUCACUGAUAUGAAUGUAACAUUACUACACACUCAGAAUAACUGCAGUGGGAUUGAAAAUGUCCCUUUGUGUAUUUGUAAAUAUUGGUUGGAAAACUCAUGAUGUAGAAAGUUCAGUGCCAUCAUCACCAUCCCUUUGUAAAGUGACACACUACUCUUUUGUUUAUGCCGGGCAGCACAACAGAUUCUUGUGAGAUACCGUGAUUGAGAGAAAAUGACCUCGAUCGGUCAGCAGAGGAGCGUUUACUCCGAAGUAAAUGAGCUCCUUGUUGUCGGAACUGAUUCUUCAGGUUUUUGAUGUGGUUGGUGAAGAUUUCAAACUGAAUGUAUUAUGCAAAUAAUAAAAUUACACGACUUAAAAAA